This is a messenger RNA of Gryllus bimaculatus (two-spotted cricket), 954 nucleotides long. The record is from the annotation of a GenBank genome assembly. NCBI's taxonomy places the organism in Eukaryota, Metazoa, Arthropoda, Insecta, Orthoptera, Gryllidae.
CGAAGGACUGAGGAAGGCGGAUGGACGCGCGUGCCGACAGCAAGGCGACGGCGCCGCUGCCGCCCACGCACCACGCGGCGCGCGCCCGCCCGGACGACCACCUCACGCCACAGAUCUGCGUCUCGCCGACGCUCCGGGUGGCGAGGUGCGCGCAUGUCCAAGGGCAUGUGGUGGCAGAGACGGAAGUGGCGCUCCAACCGGGUUACAGGGACAUGCAGCCUCCUCGAACCACGGACUUCAGCAUCGCUCGACUGCUGGCCGCGGACGACCCCAUCCCCUUGGCCGCCAACCCAGCGGCUGCGACGGCGCCGAGCGGGGAGUCGGAGGCGACCGACCAGCGACACGCGACCCCGCCGCACGAGUACGAGUGGCUCAGGUGUAGCCGCUACCAACCACCGCGUUUACCGCGAACCCGGCGACGAGCGGGCGCCCUCCAGCGGCGGGCAGGCCGCCUGCCGCGCAUCCCUUUCACCCCUGAGCAACUGGCGACGAUGGAGGCGGCGUUCGCCAGCGACCACUACCUGCGAGCAACGCGCGCCGCGGAGCUCGCUGCCGCCAUGAAACUGCCGCCGCUCAAAGUAAAAGUUUGGUUUCAAAAUCGUCGAGCUCGACAGAAACGAGAAGAGAAAAUCCUCAGUGUAUCAUCGCCUCAACAAGACCUCCGUUGCUCAUCGAGGCUACAAAUACAAUAAUCACGCCCUCAACAACAGGGUAGUCACAUUUAACAUAACCAGGGACCUCUAUCGUGAGCUAUCUACUUCGCCCAUGAUUUGAUGUUAGCUUAAAAUAUUAUAUGUAUUUUGACAUCUUGAAUCAUUAACACAAGAAAUUGUAUUUGGACUGAUAGAUGCGAAAAUCUGAUGUAUUUUCACAGUGCAUUUGCUUUACAUUAUGUACUAUUACUACGCGUUCAUUUCCACUUGUGUAUGCUGAUUUGGCAAUUGGAGUCAUAAU